UUUAUAUGUAAUUUAAUAAUAUUAGUAAAGUAGAGAUAAUAAUAAUAAGUAAAAAAAUAAUGAAAUUAAUAGAAUUUUUAAAAGAUUUAGACAUUUUUUCUGAGACUGUUUAAUUCAAUGCGAUUAGAUAGAGACUGAGAAAUAGGACAUUAGAGGGAGCAUUAUUAACAAUAUCAAUAUUUGUUUUAACUUUCGCUUAUUUUGUUUAUCAAUCUUUUAGAUAUUUUGAUGGGUAAAUGGAUCCUAAAUUUAGGUCAUAAACAUUUGUAUCAAAUGAUAUUAGCUUCCAAUUAAAUAAUGAAAUGUUUGGUUUUGAUUUUUUUUCUGUUUAUACAGGUUAAUUUCUAAAUUAAAGAGAGACAGAGUAAAAUAAAACUUACAUAGUAUAUGUAGGAAGAUAUGUGAUUACAAAUGGUGCUAAUAAUUAAAUUAUUUAAUUAGAUGUAAUCAAUUGCAAAAGCCCAGAAUUGAAAGGAAUGAAAUGUUUUGAUUUUAGUAAAAUAUCUAAUCCAAGUUUAGUAUUAACUAAUCAUGAUUAAACAUUUUCUUAUUUAAAUUUAUUUAUCUACAAAUGCAAUGAUAUUGAUCAGUAUAAAUAAUUUGUCCCAGAUAACUGUGCUGAGGAAUAAUUAAUAGACAACUUUCUUACUUAUGAGCCAUACAAUUUAGCUAUAAAAACAUAAAUUUCAUAAUAUAACACAACUUCAUAGCAAGUAGAAUAUCAGUAUAAAAGCUAGACAAUUAUAAAUUCACCCACUACGGUAUUGAAUAAUGAGUUAAAAAUAUAAAAUUAAGUCACUAAAGUUUGGAAAGGACUUGUAGUUUAAUCUGAAUCAACUUUUUCUAGUCCUUUCUCAUAAACAAUGAACAGCUAAUCAUUUGACCGCAAGUAAAUUUAAUAAACGAUUGGUUAUUAGUUUUUGACUUAAGUUACAUUUAAUGUUGAUGAGUAAGUAACUUAUUUCACAAUAUAAUAUCCCGUUUUUGCAGAAGUUCUAGCCCUUUGCAACAGUGUUUUAGCUCUAUUAUUGGUAACAGGUACAUUUUGCAGAAAAAUAGCCCAAAAUCUUAUUAGGCGAAAUAUUUUUUUUAUUCUAAUGAAGGAAUUCUUUUCAGGAACGUAUUUAAAUAUCUUAUAACAUAACAAGAUUAUAACUCUUCACAACUAAACUGAAGAAAUGAAAAAUAUUAAUGAAGAGUAGACUUAAGAAAAUUAAUUGAAAAGUGAUGAUGAAAACAAAAAAAAUAUCAUACUUCCAUUGUCUAUUACGAAGCCUGGUAAAGCAGUCAAUCUAAAAAAGUAGGCAAAUUAUGCAAAAAAUGUAAAAUAAGAUCAUAAUAAAGAAGACUCUGGAUCAAUAGCUAAAUAAGCAGAUGAAUUUUUAGAAUCUUUAAGAACUAAUGAAGACAAAAUAAUCAAGAAAGAAAUAAACUUAGACAAGGAUACCAUCUUUUAGGCUCCACCAAAUUAAACAAAAUUAUAUGAAAAUCAUAUUGAUAAUGAAAACGAAAAAGAAUAAGUCCCAAGUGUAUUUAGUAGCAAAUCAUAACAAAAACAAUUCUAACUCUAAGUAAAAGAUAUCAAUUAUGAGCUCAUAAAAGGUAUUUCUAAUACUCCUAAAUGCAAAAAUGUGUUAAAUUAAGCUGAUUAAUUGAAUUAUAAUCAAGUUUAAGAAUAUGAAAAAAAUAUAAACAAAAACAAUAGUUAGCAAAUAAACAAAAGUUUUUAAAGUUUGAAUGAUAAAUCUUUUCAGUAAAAACUUCAAAACCUGCUCUUCAAAACUAAGUUAUUUAAAAGAAAAGAAUUUUUAGAAUCUAAAGGACUGAAGUAAAAAAUAAUUAGCGAAUUUGACUAGUAAAUUGAUGAUAGUUUAGACUUCUAUACUUUUUAUAAAGAAAUUUUGUUACUAAAGAAAGCAAUAAUGAUUUUGUUAAAUAAAGAGUAAUAUGCAGCUUUACAGGUUAUAGGAAUUGAUAUAGAAAAAUUAAAUCAAAAUUUUGAAAAAAACAUAAUGGUUAAUUAGAAAGAAGAAAAUAAUGCAAACCACUUCAAAGAUUAAUAUGAAAUAUAGCAAUCAAAAAAGCUGCAAUCAUAUUAUAUUAAUAACUUUUUGAAAAGAUGCCAAGAGAAUAGAUAAAAUUUAGAUGUUAUUGAUUAGAGAAUAUUAUCUUCAUUAUUAAUAAAUUAGUAAAAUUGAAAGAAAGAAAUAAUCUUAUAAAAUAAAUGAAAAAAUUUAUCAUAAAAUUUUUGUAUUCAAUUAUAUAUAA
Molecule: messenger RNA, 2268 nt
Organism: Tetrahymena thermophila SB210
Lineage: Eukaryota; Ciliophora; Oligohymenophorea; Hymenostomatida; Tetrahymenidae
Product: transmembrane protein, putative
Exons: 3
Source: RefSeq, a predicted model, not a curated record